GUGGAGUCGGACGAAAUUCUGAGUUUGUAAUAAUCAAAUGGGCACAGAAAAUGGUGAUAAAUGGAGCAAAACAGCUGUUGUUGUCAUAGAUAUGCAGAAAGAUUUUAUACUACCAGGUGCUCCUAUGCUUGUUAGAGAUGGUGAAGCUAUUGUCCCAAACGUUAUCAAGACCGUUGAGGUUGCACGAAACCGUGGAAUCCCCAUUAUUUGGGUUGUCCGCGAGCAUGACCCAUUAGGAAGAGAUGUUGAAUUGUUUCGUAGGCAUUUGUACGGUGAUGGGAAACCAAAACCCACAUCAAAGGGGUGUGUGGGAGCAGAACUGGUUGAUGGGCUUCUUAUUCAGGAAGGUGAUUACAAAUUGGUGAAAACACGUUUCAGUGCAUUCUUUAACACGAAUCUUCAUUCGUAUCUUCAGGGCAUUGGCGUUACCAACUUGGUCGUUAUUGGUGUUCAAACUCCAAAUUGCAUACGGCAGACUGUCUUUGAUGCUGUAGCAUUGGACUAUCAACGUGUGACGGUCAUUAUAGAUGCCACAGCUGCUGCUACUCCUGAUAUACACAUUGCGAACAUAUUUGAUAUGAAAAAUGUGGGCGUGGCGACUCCUACAUUAGAAGAAUGGUGCCAGUCUUAAGGAGCAAUAGAAGUAGCUAAAUCAGGUGCAAAGAUAUCUUUCACAUGUUUGUUUUAUUGUUGUAAGCUUAUACAUAUGUAAUAGAAAUAAUAUGCAACAUGUUCAGACAUGAUCUCUAUAAUCAUCUGUUGGAUUCAAUCUGUUUUAUUAUUUUCCUUUGUACAUAGGCUGUAUGUUCCUCUACUCUUACCCUCCUCAUGUCUCAAAUUUUUCAUUUGCCUAUGUAGAAAUUUUAUUGUAUUUAAAUUAAAGUGAGUUUAACAAUUGAGAUAUAGCUAUUUUCUU
Solanum verrucosum is the source of this 916-nucleotide messenger RNA. RefSeq names its product probable inactive nicotinamidase At3g16190. The transcript is spliced from 5 exons. The coding region runs from base 38 to 631 and encodes 197 amino acids. Lineage: Eukaryota; Viridiplantae; Streptophyta; Magnoliopsida; Solanales; Solanaceae. The record is from RefSeq and is a predicted model, not a curated record.